Molecule: messenger RNA, 743 nt
Organism: Anas platyrhynchos (mallard)
Lineage: Eukaryota; Metazoa; Chordata; Aves; Anseriformes; Anatidae
Gene: PPP1R27
Product: protein phosphatase 1 regulatory subunit 27
Molecular function (GO): phosphatase binding
Source: RefSeq, a predicted model, not a curated record
CGGGACCACGAGGCAGAAGAGGAGAGCAGUGCUUCGAGGCCAGCGAGUGCUGAGCACUGACCCACCGGGCUGUCCUACAGCCCCCCACAUGCCUCUGCCCCCUUCUUCCUCGGCAGCGGCCUAAGGCUGCGCUCAGCAUGAAGGACUAUUUCCCCGUCUCGAUGCCCCGGUACAGUCGGUAUAGACAGAGACUGAGAGCAUCGCGCACCGUGCGCUUCCCCAACGACGUCGUCUUUCAGGACCACAUCAGGCAGGGGGACCUGGAGCAGGUGGGCAGGUUCAUCCGUGCCAGGAAGGUCGCUCUGGACACCAUCUACCCUUCUGGCAUGGCAGCGCUCCACGAGGCCGUGCUCACCGGGAACCUGGACUGCGUCAAGCUGCUGGUCAAGUACGGCGCCGACAUCCACCAGCGGGACGAGAACGGCUGGACGCCCCUGCACAUGGCCUGCAGCGACGGCUACGCCGACAUCGCCCGGUACCUCAUGGCCCUGGGGGCCAGCCCCGAGGCCACCACGGACGCCGGGGAGAAGCCGUCGGACCUCAUCGACCCCGAGUACCGCGAGCUGCUGCAGCUCUUCCAGGCCGCCACCGUGGGCUGAGGCGGCUCGCGGCCGGGCAGCGGGGCUGGGGCGGGGCGGGGCGGGGCCCGGGCUGGGACCGGGCCGGGGCUGGGGGCCGGGGGCCGGGGGCCGCUCGGUGCCGCCGCCCGGCCCCCCCCUUCCAAUAAAGCGCUCUGCAAACAA